Molecule: messenger RNA, 2138 nt
Organism: Gossypium raimondii (Peruvian cotton)
Lineage: Eukaryota; Viridiplantae; Streptophyta; Magnoliopsida; Malvales; Malvaceae
Product: cyclin-A2-2
Exons: 12
Coding region: 184-1689 (501 amino acids)
Biological process (GO): mitotic cell cycle phase transition; regulation of cyclin-dependent protein serine/threonine kinase activity
Cellular component (GO): cytoplasm; nucleus; cyclin-dependent protein kinase holoenzyme complex
Molecular function (GO): cyclin-dependent protein serine/threonine kinase regulator activity
Source: RefSeq, a predicted model, not a curated record
CUCAGCUCAGCUCAUUGUCUCUAGCUUUUUCGCUUUUUUUUUUCUCAAAGAAUCGAGAAAAAAUAGGCAGAGAGGCCAAAAAAGAUAGUAGAGAAAACCUCUCCACGCUUCUUCAUUUGCGGUCUCGGAGCUCCCCACAACACAGAAUGCAGGUUCAAUGAAGAAAAUUUCAAAUUGAAAAUCAUGCAUUGCUCUUCUAGAAGGCAAACAAGUAUGAGUAAAGAAAAUGAACCCAUAGAAAGUAUUGAAGAGCCAACAGGAAGAAUUACUCGAGCACGGGCUAAAGCACAGAGGGGAGCAGAAGGAAUGUGCUCUUCAAAACCAUCCUUCAAGCAGGACCAAAAAUGUGUUCUUCGGAUGAACUCCAAACGUGCAUCAUCGGAUGAGAACAAGACUUGUGUGGCUGCCACUGUUGGCCUUCAGCCUAAAAGAAGGGCAGUGCUUAAAGAUGUAACUAAUGUCAGUGCUAAUGGUAUGCAGAUCGACUGCUUAAAUGUAACCGAAAUUCAGACCUCCAAACAGACCAUCAGAGAUCCUAGUGAGAAGAACAAAGAAAUGGUUGAAAAUAUCUUCAUAGGGAUUCCAUCGGUUGAAGAAGAUGUGAAAGCAAAGUUAGCUGAAGACUUAUCAAAAAUAAGGAUGAUGGAAGCACAUGAAAACGGUUUACCAGUAAAACUGAAUGAAAGAGGUGUACCGGAACCUACGUGUCUUGGUGCAAGAGAAUAUGCUGUAGAAAAUUCAAUGCUUCCAAUACAGGCUUUUACAAUGCCUUUUGGACACCAAAGCCCUAAAAGGAAAGUAGCAGAUGACGUUUACAAGAAACUAGGAGUCUCGAAAGAUGUUGUGGAUAUUGAUUCAAACCUAAAAGAUCCUCGAAUAUGUAGCUUGUAUGCCCCAGACAUAUACAAUAAUAUACGUGUUACCGAGCUUAACCGAAGACCUUCAACUAAUUAUAUGGAACAGGUGCAGCGGGAUAUUACCCCAAGCAUGCGAGCGAUUUUGAUUGACUGGUUAGUGGAGGUUUCUGAAGAAUAUAAGUUAGUCCCAGACACACUGUACCUCACAGUGAGCCUCAUUGAUCGUUUUCUCUCUCACAAUGUUAUAGAAAAACAAAGACUCCAGUUAGUUGGUGUUUCUUGCAUGCUAAUUGCAUCAAAGUAUGAAGAGAUUUGCGCACCAAGAGUGGAAGAAUUUUGCUUCAUCACUGAUAAUACCUACACAAGUAGAGAGGUGUUGAAAAUGGAGAGAAAAAUUCUGAAUUUCUUGUAUUUUCAGUUAUCUGUUCCAACCACAAAAACAUUUCUUAGGAGAUUCAUUCAAGCAGCACAAGCAACUUACAAAGAUCCUUGUAUAGAACUAGAAUUCUUAGCAAAUUAUUUAGCAGAGCUGAGUCUUGUUGAGUACAACUUCUUGAAGUUCUUACCUUCACUCAUUGCUGCGUCCGCUGUAUUCCUUGCCAGAUGGACCCUCAAUCAAUCAGUCCAUCCAUGGGAUCCAACCUUGGAGCAUUAUACUAGUUACAAAGCAUCAGAGCUGAAAACUACAGUUCUUGCACUGGAGGACUUGCAACUCAACACUAAUGGUUGCUACCUCAACGCCAUUCACGACAAGUACAAACAACAGAAGUUCAAAUGCGUGGCGACAAUGAGUUCCCCUGAAAGAGUUAUAUCAGUGUUCUCAAGAAGAUAGUGAAGGAAAGUCGGUUUGUCUUCUAAAAACGUAAAACCAUAACCAUUUUAAUGUUAUUCCUCCCUGCCACUGCUCUGCUUGGAGAAUCUUAUUCCAAUCUUAAAAGGAUCUUACAACUUUUAGUUUUAUAUAUAUAUAAAAAUCUUAUAAAUUGUCCCUUCUUCUAUUCAAUCUUUAUGAUUGUGUAAGUUGUAGCAUUGUUGUCUUACAGGUUCUGGUGCUUCCAGUUCCAGACAAACUUCACUGUAACCUUGUAAUUUGCUAUUGCCACACGUUUUUUCUUUUAAAAAUAAAAAUAAGAAUAAAAAUAAAAAUAAAAUCUUGGUUUAGAACUUCCUUUCUCCAAUGGGAACCGGGAAGUCCUAAACGCUACAAGUAUUUUUAUUUGAUUACUGUAUUUAUUUCAUUUGCUAGGUCGGUAGUCGACAAUGAAAGAUGUGUUUGUUUUA